Eubalaena glacialis (North Atlantic right whale) is the source of this 1119-nucleotide messenger RNA. RefSeq names its product adiponectin receptor protein 1-like. Lineage: Eukaryota; Metazoa; Chordata; Mammalia; Artiodactyla; Balaenidae. Gene Ontology annotation, molecular function: signaling receptor activity. Gene Ontology annotation, biological process: adiponectin-activated signaling pathway. The record is from RefSeq and is a predicted model, not a curated record. The transcript has a single exon. Gene Ontology annotation, cellular component: plasma membrane.
AUGUCUUCUCACAAAGGACCUGUGGUGGCCCAAGGCAGUGGGACUCCUGCCGGGAACAGGGAGGCUGACACAGUGGAGCUGUCUGAGCUGGGCCCCCUGCUACAGGAGCUAGGCAAGCAGGGCGUCGCCAGCCCAACCAAAGCUGAAGAAGAGCAGGCAUGCCCAGGGCCUCAGGAAGAGGCGGAGGAGGGGCGGGUGCUGACACUUCCCCUGCAAGGCCACCAUGCCAUGGAGAAGAUGGAGGAGUUUGUGUAUAAGGUCUGGGAGGGGCGCUGCAGGGUCAUCCCGUACGACGUGCUUCCCGAGUGGCUGAAGGACAAAGACUACCUGUUGCAUGGCCACAGGCCGCCCAUGCCCUCCUUCCGGGCCUGCUUCAAGAGCAUCUUCCGCAUCCACACGGAGACCGGCAACAUCUGGACCCACCUGCUUGGUUUUUUGCUGUUUCUCUUUCUGGGAAUCCUGACCAUGCUCAGACCAAACAUGUACUUCAUGGCCCCCCUUCAGGAGAAGGUGGUGUUCGGGAUGUUCUUCCUGGGUGCGGUGCUCUGCCUCAGCUUCUCCUGGCUCUUUCACACUGUCUAUUGUCACUCAGAGAAGGUCUCUCGGACCUUUUCCAAACUGGAUUAUUCAGGGAUUGCCCUGCUGAUUAUGGGGAGCUUUGUCCCCUGGCUCUAUUACUCCUUCUACUGCUCCCCACAGCCACGGCUCAUCUACCUCUCCAUCGUGGGCAUCUGUGCCAUCAUUGUGGUGCAGUGGGACCGGUUUGCCACUCCUAAGCACCGGCAGACAAGAGCAGGGGUGUUCCUGGGGCUUGGCUUGAUCGGCAUCGUACCCACCACGCACUUUACAAUCGUGGAGGGCUUCAUCAAGGCCACCACGGUGGGCCAGAUAGGCUGGUUCUUCCUCAUGGCUGCGAUGUACAUCACCAGAACUGGCCUUUAUGCCGCAUGGAUUCUUGAGCGCUUCUUCCCUGGAAGAUUCGACAUAUGGUUCUAGUCUCAUCAGAUCUUCCACGUCCUGGUGGUGGCAGCCGCCUUCGCCCACUUCUACGGGGUCUCCAACUUUCAUGAGUUCCGAUAUGGCCUGGAAGGGGGCUGUACUGAUGACUCCCUCCUCUGA